AUGGCGACUGCCCUCAUCGGAACCAAGGACAGGCGUUUGCAUCAAUCUACGAUGGUCAAGUCUCGGAUGACCGAGUUAUCGCAUUCUUCCAGAGAUGUGAUUAAUCUUGAACUUUCCAUGAGCGCAAAAGAACUCCUUGCUGGAAUACGUUCGCAACUUGACGAGUCUAUGGGUAGAGAAGCGGCUCAUUCUCUCAAAAUCACGACAGUGUUGAACAUCUGUUGGAUUAUCGCAGUUCGCUGCUUCUCUCCCACCCAAUUCAUCUAUCUUGACCUUCAUUCCGAAUAUGGGUUUUGCCAUAUCAGCGACUCAUGUCAGCCGAGACAAAGUACUCCGUUGCUUGAAAUGAAUGCCGACAAAACAGUUGCCGAUCUACUACGAGACUACCGUCUCAUUGAGGCCAAUAUCAAUCCUAAUCGAUUGGCAGGGGUCAGUUUCACCCCCGACAGCCAAGGAUUUUUGAAAUCGGCUGUCUGCCAUGUUGACAGUGCUUCUAUGGCCAAACGUGAAUUGGCCUUUUCAACUUCAAAUUGCAUUGACACAAAGCUCAUUCUCCGAAUCUCGCAUGAAGAUGACAAGCUUCAAGCUCACCUUGCUUUCUUAUCUUCGGAUAUCUCCAAGGCCCUUGCGAACACCAUACUGCAAACUUUCAACAUCACAUUAGAGGCACACUAUACCCGGGAUGUUUCCGAGUACAAUGAAGUCCUUCUCCACGAUAUGGCCUUGGAACAUGCUAUUACACAUCCUAAUGAUCUUGCCAUCUGUUCUUGGGACGGUAACCUCACCUAUGCCGAACUGGACAAUUUGACAUCUAGACUAGCGUGGCACCUCGCUGAUAUGGGAGUCGGGCCUGAGACCGUUGUCAUUAGCUGUUUCGAAAAAUCUACAUGGGCAAUUGUCAGCCGUCUGGCAAUCCUCAAAUCUGGUGGAGCCUACGUUUCCAUUGACGCGACAGAUCCGCCUAUCUUCUUGAAGGAUGUCAUCAAUCGAGUCGACGCAAAGAUUAUACUUACUUCUCCGGCCUAUCAGUCCCGAUACUCCUCUAUGGUCUCAAAUGUGAUCAGUAUCACACUAGAAAUGCUACAUAGACUGCGAUUCUUACCCGGCAUCGUGUGUCCUUUGGUCACUCCUCGAAAUGCGUGUCUUAUUCUCUUUACCUCUGGGAGCACAGGUCAGCCGAAAGGAAUCAUCCAAGAGCAUCGAUCAUAUGCGACUGCCAUAAAGGACUACAACCGAGUUCUACAACUAGGUCGCCAUAGCCGUGUCUUUCAGUUCGAUGACUAUGCCUUUGACAUCAGUAAUAACGAUUAUUUGACAACGCUAGUGGCGGGUGGAUGUUGCUGCGUUCCAACCCCAGAUAAAGCCGUGUCAGCUCUGAUUGACAAUUUAAACGCCCUCAAAGCCAAUACCACCUUCUUAACACCCACGGUCGCUGCCAAAUUUUCUCCUCAAGAUGUUCCUUCCUUGAACCUCGUCUGUAUUGGUGGUGAGUCAGUGUCAGACGACCUAUUAAUGAGAUGGAAGCCCCAUGUGAAAUUGGUCAAUCAGUACGGCAUGGGCGAAGCCGCUACUUUUUGUGCGUAUAAUGACCACCUGGAGGUUGGAAAAAGCGCAAUCGUUGGACGCAGUGGCAGCGGUGCUAUCUGGAUCGCCAGUCCUGCAUCACCCGAAGUGCCCGUGCCUGUCGGUGCAGUGGGGGAAAUACUGAUCGAAGGCCCCCAUCUUGCCCGUGGUUAUCUCGAUCAGGUCUGCCAGAAGCCUGGCCUUGGGUUUCUCAAGUCUACACCGGCAUGGAUCGCCCAGCUUCAUCCCUCCCGUGCGAGAACAUCGCGAAUUUAUCGGAGUGGCGAUCUGGGACGAUAUUUACACGAUGGGACUGUGGAACAUAUGGGACGCAAAGAUACUAUCCUAAAGUUAGACGGGAAUCGUAUCGAGUGUACCGGAGUGGAGUACGUUUUACGGAGGUUGCUAGGUACAGGAGACGCUACAAUCGUUGAUAUACUGGGCUUGGUCGAAGAGCACAAAAAUCCUGUUCUGGUGGCGUUUGUCUAUCGUUCCGGCCUUACGACGAACCUUAGUGCCACCGAUUCUGACAAUUUGAUUUCUUUUCACCCCAUCAUGGACAGUCAUCCGGUCAGUGAAUUGGUGCAAAAGAUGAAAGCGGAGCUAUCAGCGAAAAUGCCCAUCCAUAUGGUACCUACGCUGUUUAUUCUGGUGAACAAGGUCCCUCGGACGCGGUCCAACAAAACAGACCGUCGCAAGCUACAUCACAUUGCACAAAAGUGGUACUCUUUGAAUUGCAUGAAACUAGGACUUUGGCAGUAA
Penicillium verhagenii is the source of this 2325-nucleotide messenger RNA. RefSeq names its product non-ribosomal peptide synthetase. Gene Ontology annotation, cellular component: cytoplasm. The record is from RefSeq and is a predicted model, not a curated record. Bases 1 to 2325 code for a protein of 774 amino acids. Lineage: Eukaryota; Fungi; Ascomycota; Eurotiomycetes; Eurotiales; Aspergillaceae. Gene Ontology annotation, molecular function: phosphopantetheine binding. Gene Ontology annotation, biological process: secondary metabolite biosynthetic process; amino acid activation for nonribosomal peptide biosynthetic process. The transcript has 3 exons.